UCUUCUUCCUCUUCCUCCUCAUCUCCUCCAUCUCUUCCGGCGCAAAAUAGCAGAGAGCUGCGGGGCCCUGAUCUCUCUCUCUCUCUCUAUCUCAAUAUCCCAUUUACUAUCCCCUCAUACGGAAACUCUCUCUCUUGUUCUCUCGGUGCAGCUUCUGAGCUCGGCCAUGGCGCAGAACACCAAGCACCGGCGCAGUUUAGCAACCCCAGAAGCUCAAUUCAAUCCCAACCUCAAAAUCCACCACGCCAAGCCGUCCUCCGCCGCCGCCCACGCCGGUCACCCCACGACCAAGAACAUGGAGCCUUCCUUUCCCUCUAAAGCUCAUUACUUGCCCAGUAACUUUUUCAGGCUUGGCACAUCCCAGAAAGUCCGUACGCCCUCAGAUCCCACCGGUUUGCAGCAGAAACCUCCCCCGACUUCCAUAGACAUCCAUUUCCAAGCGAAAGCCUUGAACUUGUCCGCCGACUUCGCCUCCGCUAAGCCGACAAAGAAACUCGCUCCGGGGGCAGAGAAGCAGAGGAGGAAGGCCGAGGAGGAGCCCUGCAAGAAGCCAUCCAAUAACUUAUAUGAAUCAAAGAGCAAGCCGUGCGAAGAGGAAUCGGUUGUCGACAUCCAUAAAUUCGAGUCAUUAACGCUGGGGAAGGAGCUGCGGAGACAGUCAAAUGAAGCGGCAGAGAUGACGGCCAGAAGGAGCUCGGUUUCCUCUUCGAUGGCCAGUGGAAUGAGGAGAAGGUCCUUCUGCGGGAUGCAGGUUGAGCUAGGGGACGUGUUUGCGAGCAGCGGAGUGAAGGUCGUGUCAGUGGACAUGCCACCAUUUAUGCAGAUUCAUGCGGUCGAUUGCGCGAGGAAGGCCCGCGAUAGCCUCGAGAAGUUCUCUUGCAAGUCGCUGGCAUUCAAUCUCAAGAAGGAAUUCGAUGGAGUGUAUGGACCAGCAUGGCACUGUAUUGUGGGGACGAGCUUCGGGUCAUUUGUCACGCAUUCAGUGGGAGGAUUUAUGUACUUUUCGAUGGACCAUAAGAUGUAUAUUUUGUUGUUUAAAACAACUGUACAACGGGCUGAUUGACAAUACUAUUUAUCGCGUUACAUCAUUAGAAGUGCCCCUUCUCUCGUCUCUUCUGCACUUGUGGUUCUGCUUCCAUAACAUGUAAUCAGCAGAGCCCCAUUUGCUUCUUUUCCCCUUUCUGUAGUACACUGGUACUCAUGUUGGGACCCCCACUUUUUAUGCGGGUCGCGUACAGUUCGAGUUCGUGAUGUUAGUCAUAGAGAGUAAAGAAGGUGUAAUUACACAUUUAAAUCUAAUGCAGUGCAGUUUAUAGAUUACUGCUUGGAAA
Punica granatum (pomegranate) is the source of this 1331-nucleotide messenger RNA. The record is from RefSeq and is a predicted model, not a curated record. NCBI's taxonomy places the organism in Eukaryota, Viridiplantae, Streptophyta, Magnoliopsida, Myrtales, Lythraceae.